UGCGCAGCGAGGGGACUGAGUACGAGAAUACAAGAAGAGUCACAAUACUUAGUCCAUGCAUCGAAGGAGGCGAUUUGUUAUCAAGCAGUAAAGGGCGAAGAUCUGAUUGUCCUGUGUAAGCGCCUUCAAGAGCAUGAGCGAACCUGAGCCAUCAUCGCCUCGACCCGAGCGUACUCCGAUUCCAGAACGCUCACCGACCGCUGAACCUGAAUGGACAGGGAAAUCUAAAGCCGAGCCGAUACCUGAUUGGACAAAUGCGACCGCUACAUGGCUUGGCGCGUGGGAAGUUCACUGGAUUGGCCUGGGCGCCAUGUUUACCCUGCUGACCCUAUAUGCUGCAUUCUCCAUAAUCACAAUGAUGCGUGUGAAACAAAAAAGGCGACGAAUUUUUUCUAUUUUCGUUAGUUCCAUGCUCCUGGUUUUCGGGAUCUCUCGUGCGAUGUUUCUUUUCAUCAAUCCUUACGAGUCUCCGCAAUGCUACAUUCUCCCAUCAUGCCCGGCGUUAUUAACCAGGAUCCUUUUUGGGAUUGGUCUACCUUGUUUAACCGCUGCGUUCUCAUUCAUUCAGUUAGUAUUUCUGCAAGUCGUGGAGAUGAGGCUUUAUCCGAGCAGAAUUCAAAGCUGGAAGUUCCUCCUUGGGAUUAUAAUCACCCAUUUUUCGCUCGCGAUUGUCACGGAAAUUAUUAUCUUUAUAUUUGCAGACUGGAAAUCACUCAGCAUCGCCUGCCAAGUGUUUUUCAUAGUUUUUAGCCUCGCUCUCAGCUCUUCCUUCGUCUAUACGGGGACUACAAUUAUACGUCACGUGCAAAAUAGCUCCCGUGAUGUCGGUAGCAUUGGUCAGCGAAUUGACACCGAAGCGCAUGCGCAUGGUGGAAAGACAAGCCUGACUAAACUUGUGCGAAUAACUUUUUUGGUGGCAGCGCUGGGAUUGGUUAGCUGUGCUCUGCAGAUUUAUUCCAUAUUUGCAGUGUACGAUAUUUAUAAGAACGAUUCUCCCCAGCCAUGGCCUUGGUGGGCCUUUCAAACGCUUUUUCGCUGCGUUGAACUCGCCGCUGGCUGCACCAUGGGAUAUGUGAGCCCGCGACAGACUGGUAAUUUAAAAUCGAUUAUUUGCUGUGCGCAUGACCAGGAGAAAGCAGUGUUUUAUUACACAGACAUUGAGAAUAGUGAGAACGCUGUGACUGUUCAAAACAAUGGUUUGUAUAAUACGUCACAAGGUAUAUCACUAGGACAAAGAAAAAUUGAUAGGGUCUGAAAAUAUAACAAACAAGGAAAAUAUACCUACUCAACUCUACACAUACAACCAGCAUGAAAAAGAUAAUGGUGAAUAAAAGUCUGAACUGGUGGAACAAGGCACUCCUAUUCAAAGAAUGACGGGUGUUUCCCGGAUUCGUGAAAUCAACUUUGCAAAGCAAAAAUAAAAACAAACAAAACGAGAACUGAUGACCUGCAAAAAGUGGACGAGGUGCGUUCAUUUGCGGCCGUAAAAGUGUAAUUAUUGACAUUGAGUUUUUAUAUAUAUUUUAUCCCUCCAUCUCCUAUCCAUCAGUUCCAAUGUUGUAAACGGAGGAGUUCCACAAUGCGUGUAUUAGUAAGACAGCAUUCUAGGAACACCAGAAUGCUCGAGGUGUGCACGAUGCUUUGGGUGAGAACAUCAAAAAAGUUCUGGAACGAAGAUCUCAUUCUUUCCGAAUAACCUCUGGUGGACAAGUAAGACUGAAAGUUGAUUAUAAUUGCUGUUGAAUCCUUUGUAUCGCGACCCGCGUUUUCAAAACACGAUUUGUUUUGGUUUUCUGUUUCGUCAGUAAAACCAUUCUGGGCCAAUCAGAGUCUCGCUUUGUGCACUUCCCUUGGCCAUCCUCUGGACAUAAACCAGACACUGACAGUGUCGCGACAGAAAGCCAGGCAACUGCACUAGGCGAGAGAUGGCAAGAAUCUGAUUGGCUUAGAAUAAUUUGACUGGCAGAACAGAAAAUCCCAAAAGAAAAACAAAUCAAUGUUUUGACAAUAAGGCAUCGCGAUACAACGGAUUCGACAGUAAGACAGCAUCAAUCGAGAUGCCUCUUAUUUAACAAAUCAACCCACUUUUCAAAUAAUGGAAAUAACACUUAAGUGUUUCCAUUUCCUAGAAUUACCAGGGGCUUUAAAUAUCCAGGCCUUUGCAGUCAAUUGGACCUGCACGGCAAGCAGGGGAGGGGUAAAGGGCGGCUCUGACACAGGGCAUGACACCGUAUGGGUCACCAAGGAUGAACGGUUUCAUACAGAACAUGGAUCACCGAGGGGUGUGGAUCACCGAGGGUGUGGGUCAACAAGGGGUGUUGGUCACCAAGGGGUAUGGGUCACCCAGGGGUGUGGGUCACCGAGGGGUUUGGGUUACCGAGGAUGAACAGUUUCACGAGUUGUCAUCCCAUUAAGACUUUUGAUUUUAGAAUUUGUUACUGAUAACGUUUCUAUUCUGGUUUUGUGUUUGUGUUCUUCAACACAAGGAAACAAAAAUAUAUAUAUUGCUGAUUAAACGUUUUCACACUAAUUGCCA
Molecule: messenger RNA, 2536 nt
Organism: Nematostella vectensis (starlet sea anemone)
Lineage: Eukaryota; Metazoa; Cnidaria; Anthozoa; Actiniaria; Edwardsiidae
Product: proline-rich transmembrane protein 4
Exons: 2
Coding region: 134-1255 (373 amino acids)
Source: RefSeq, a predicted model, not a curated record